Molecule: messenger RNA, 939 nt
Organism: Heterostelium album PN500
Lineage: Eukaryota; Evosea; Eumycetozoa; Acytosteliales; Acytosteliaceae
Exons: 3
Coding region: 1-939 (312 amino acids)
Source: RefSeq, a predicted model, not a curated record
AUGAUUCAUAUCUAUCAACAAUUAACCUGGGUCGAUCCUAGUCAAGUGUUAUGGGGUUGCGUUGAUGGAAGAAGUUCAAAAUAUCAACUAGGAACAUUGGGUGGUGAUGUAGGAGAAUUUUUAACAGGAAUUGCUACCUUGGCAAAAAUAAAUAGUAUCAAUGGUUUAAGUCCUAUUCUAAUUGAUAAUAUCUUUACCAAAUUCAUAACCAUUCAACCAGAUAUGUAUUAUCAUACAGACGACUAUUCAGUUGCUCAAAUAGUGAAAAUUUUAACCAAUCAAGGAAUCGAUAUGGCUAACUUUAGCAUUUGGGCACCAACUUCGGAACAAAAACCAGCACUCCUAGAUUUAUUGGUUGAUCCAAAUUAUACUGGAUGCUCACAUAUCCGUCAAAUGUUGAACAACCCAGGAGAUUACCAAAUUCCCAAAGCAUACGUUCAACAAUUCUUAAAAUCCUAUUUCAACAACCUAUGGUCCAAAACAGAAUCAAAAAGAAGAGAACAAUUUGAAGUAUUAGAAGGAAAGAGUUUGGAAAUCAAAUAUAUAGAGAUUAACAUGAAUAGAGAGAAUGUUAAAAAAAAUGAUUUACAAUGUUCCAAAUUGGUACCUACAGCAAGUCCUCAUGAUGUUGAGGAAUCUUUUAUUGUUCAUUGUGAUGAUAUCAAGAAUUCGGGUAUUAGAGGAAAGGUUAAGAAAUUCAUUGAACAACAAUUGCCAUCAAACGUUAAAAGUCAAAGUAACUCUACUUUUGAUGAUAUUUCCAAACAACAACAGGAUAUUAGUUAUGCUCUGAUUGGUGUAAAUGAAGUACCCAAGUUCUAUCAUCAAUUUAAAGUCUACACUGACUGGGCAAAGGUUCCUGCUGAUGAAUUCCCAAGUUUAGAGAAAUUCAUUCCAUCCACACCUACAACCGAUGAUUUUUCAGAUUUUGAAGAAUAA